GAGAUUUGUAAAUAUUAAAAGUACAUGGGUGUAAGAAGAUACAUCAGUGGUCCAAAAAUAAAAGCUCACAAACAUAACCCCAUUAGUUUUCAUAAAUGGAUCAAUCACCCCCUGUAUAUUUAUAUCUACAUAGCUCCCCCACUUGAGCCUUUUAUGUUUCCCUCUUCCUUUUUCCAAAAAACCAGACGACAAAAAAUCACAACGAUCCACAAUCCACCUGAAACCCCAAAAUCAUCUACAAACACAGAUCAAAUCGAUUUUUAUUGAGAAAACUUCACACAGAAUUCAAGAAUUUCUAGGGUUUCGAUGAUUGAGUGAGGUACAUAGAGGUGUAAUCGUUUUGGGUUUUAUUGAUUUUGGUUUCCAGUCAAUGCGUCAGAAGAAAACCGGCCUUCAGAUCGGAGAAGAACGAAGCUCUUCCGAUUCAAAAACUCCACAAUUUCAAUUCCAAGAAAACACGAAUUUCAAAGCCAACUACGCAUCAAGGAUCCCCCAUCUUCAAAUCCAAAUACCAACAAAAGAUUAUAAUGAACAACGACCUACCUUCAAGCAAAACGCAACAACAACAGCAACAACCACCAACACCCAGAAAACUCUUAUUUCAAAUCCUCAGAAAAGACCUGUAGUUAUGAGUCCCCAACAGAAAACUUCAUCCCAUCAUCACCACCACCACCAUCACCCGUACAACCACCCACGAAGAGCUUCUCAUCAGAAGUCUUUAAUUUGUUGUUCAUCUUCUGAAGCCCUUUUAGCCACCAAGACAGUUGCUCUAAAACUGUUGAAGUUUACUCACGUUAAGCUUUUCUGGGUUAAAGUCCCUUUCAGGGUUUUAAUCCUUCUCUUUUUGCCUUCAAUUUAUUACUUCUCUUUGAGCUAUCGCUCCUUUUAUCUCUACAUACUCUUUCUUAUUGCCUUCUGUAGCGUUCUUUUAUCUUCAUUUAAUAUUAACAGUUUUCAUACCACUAACCUCCCAUCAAUCCGAUUAUUCGUCGCCCGAAAUUUCCCAAAUCUGAAGCUUUACAAAUCAGAUAACGCAUCAACAACACACCCACCAGUUGUUUGGUCAAUUGGGUCAAAGACCCAAUUAGAGGAAAACACAAAUUCAGGGUUCUUGGUGAAGGUAUACAGCAAUGGCGAUGUUUAUGAGGGUGAAUUUUAUAAAGGGAAGUGUUCUGGAAGUGGGGUUUAUUACUACAACUUAAAUGGGAGAUACGAAGGCGAUUGGGUUGACCAAAAGUACGAUGGAUAUGGUGUUGAAACUUGGGCAAAAGGAAGCCGAUAUAGAGGACAGUAUAGGCAAGGAUUGAGACAUGGUUAUGGAGUUUACAGAUUCUACACUGGAGAUAUGUACGCCGGAGAGUGGUUAAAGGGACAGUGCCAUGGGUGUGGAGUUCAUACUUGUGAAGAUGGAAGCAAAUAUGCUGGCGAAUUCAAAGGAGGCAUCAAACAUGGGCUUGGCCACUACCAUUUCAGAAACGGGGACACAUAUGCUGGAGAAUAUUUUGCAGACAAGAUGCAUGGUUUUGGUGUGUAUCGAUUUGCAAAUGGACACAGAUAUGAAGGUGCUUGGCAUGAAGGAAGAAGACAAGGUUGUGGUAUGUAUACUUUCAGAAAUGGUGAGACUCAAUCAGGUCAAUGGGAUAAUGGAGUUAUAAGUGUUUCAACUUCUCAAAAUCCAUUUCUUUCAUCUGUUUCUCAUGCCAAAGUCCUUAAAGCAGUCCAGGAAGCAAGACGUAUAGCUGAGAAAGCGUUAGCUGUUGCUGACGUGGACGAGAGGGUGAACAGGGCGGUGACUGCGGCUAACCGGGCGGCCAACGCAGCCAGAGUGGCGGCAGUUAAGGCGGUCCAAAACCGAAUGCAUCAGCAUGAUGAUGGAGGUGGUGCCGCCUGGAACCGCAAUCAGAUUAGAAUAUUGAAGGUGCUGAUUGAGGAGCAAAUGGAUAUCUGAGGAAGGGGUUAAUUGCAGCUGCAUAGCCCAUCAAGAUUCAUGAGAAUUAGGAUGCCUUUUUCUUGUCCUUUGCCUUUGUAAAAUGUAAAUGUUUGUGCCUUUACUUGAAGAAAAACAAAAUCAGCAUCAUCAUCAUAGUUUCUUUUUCUAGUGUUGUAUUUUGGUUUUUUUGGUUUCUACGAAUGUAAUCUUUUCCUUGUGGCUUUUUAUAUAUUAUAUCACUCUAUGUACGGAUCUUAUUGUAUGUGGGUCCGACAUGUUUGACUGUUUGGUAUUUGACAAAAACUUCAAAAUCGUGUGUAUGUGUUUUGAAUAAAGAUAAGAGUUAAAAUUACAACCAGCAUGGACAUCCAUGGGAUAUUGGGAUUUGAUGUUAGAUGUUCGUGUUGGGGAUAUGAAUGACACACGAUUUAUAAGAUGCUAAGAAAAUUAUAGAAUACACAAGAAUUUAUUGCAAAACAAUCGGUUGGGGGUGAUUGUGGUGUGUUAUGUCCUUCGGAUUUUUUAUUUUUAUUUUUUUAAUUCUUGACCUUAUCCUGUUCCUCAUGAAUCUUGAUCUUC
Messenger RNA from Lactuca saligna, 2509 nucleotides. NCBI's taxonomy places the organism in Eukaryota, Viridiplantae, Streptophyta, Magnoliopsida, Asterales, Asteraceae. The record is from the annotation of a GenBank genome assembly.